Messenger RNA from Caenorhabditis elegans, 5765 nucleotides. NCBI's taxonomy places the organism in Eukaryota, Metazoa, Nematoda, Chromadorea, Rhabditida, Rhabditidae. The record is from RefSeq.
AGUCAUCCCUUCCAAGUGAGCAAAAGAAUUUCGAAAAUCUUCGUUCAAAAGCGCAGGUGCUGCUUUGGUCCGUGAAGGCGGUGUGGAUCCACGGGGAUGGCGUUCGAAAUAGCUGGACCCAGCAGCAGCAAUAACUCAAGUCAACGGAGAGCAACCACUGAACCACCGCCUGAAAAUGAGCUACAACUUGGACUUCACGAGGCACAGAAGAUGACAUGGAAUGCUAAAGUCGUGUAUCACACGAUCGACAAAUGUCCGCAUUGUGAUCCGAGCAAAAAACCAUCAUGCCUGAAGGAAGAUGAACAUAUGGCAGUACUCGUUCAUGAUAAAACACUUGCAUUUAUGAAACCAUGCUAUAUUACAGUAUCAAAAACAGAUGAAACUGGUGAUCAUGAAUUAUCAUUUCGAAUUGAAACAACAAUUCUCUCCGAAGCAAAAAAGACGAAUAGUGCUGCAAGUAUUCAUCGGAGCGGACCGUCGAGUAAUCGAAAUUCGAGAGUUUAUGAUGAGGCCGCCCGUCAGGCAGUGCUCGCCGAGUUGGAUAAAGAUGAAGAUGUUGUUGAGAAGAAGAAAUCGUCGGUUAUGAUUGGAAAACCUGAAGAUGUGACCUGUACAUUGUCCCUAGCAAAAGGAGCCCCAGGGCUUAUCACGAAUCGGAUAGAUUUUCUGAAACAAAAUGAUAUUGUGAAGUGCACUUUGGAGACAGUUGAUACGGUAUCCCUUGACAAUGUGCAAUUAACAUUCCGAGAGCAAUAUAUGAGCCGAGCCGAUAUGUAUCGUUACCGUAGUUGCCUGAUCGGACGAAUGACAUAUGUAGAAGAACCGAAACGAUAUAUGAAUAUAAAUACUCGUAUUUCGGAUAUGUGGAGAAAAGGAUCAUUAGUCAGAAGUGGAUAUGUUACAGAUAAGACACGUGUUGUAUUCCGUUCAAGUUCAAGUACAGUACUCAUAUUUAUUCAAAUGUGCUCUGAAAUGAAUCAACUCGAUCCGCAAGGAGAUUUGUAUUUGGAAAAAUGUAUUAAAGGAUUUUUAACGGAAUUAUUCUUGAAAUGGAAAGAACAAUCAUGUACACAUUAUGUAUCAAUUAUUCUGUGCUCACGGUGGUAUGCGAUCGGAGGUGUAGAUGAUGCAGCGAAAAGAUUCAUGAAAGGUGCUUGUGAUCAUCGUGGACGAUAUUAUCAGGAUUUCUAUCGUCUUUUAUUCCAAAAUGAGCAUUAUGAAGAUUGGGCUGAUAAACAGCUCAAAGAGAUAAACGUUGGCUGCAGCAAAUACUCUUCACAAAUUCAGGAAAAACUGAAAGAAAUGCUUCCACAGGUUCAAUUCGAAGUUUCCACGGCUGCCGAUGGAAAUUUCUUGCAAGUUGUGAAUAUGAGUAUGAAUUCGUUUAGUAUGUAUCAUUCGGAUCGAAGAUUUGAGACCACUGGACAACAAAUCAUCUUCGUGACCCCAGGAAACGGAGUUCUCCACGUGGAUCGUGAUUUAGUCAGUUUAACGAAACAACGUGUAAUUGAUAUGGGAAUCUCUUUGGAUAUGGUAUGCCUUGGAGAACAACCUCUACACGCCGUUCCACUUUUUGUAUUUCAUCCGAUAGUUGGACAAAUGGAUAAGAAAUGUGAAUAUUUCAUUCCACAUUGGAUGAAUUACUCGUAUUAUCAAAUGGCUCGACGUUCAGCGAUUUCUGUGCAAUUUCGACCUCGAAUUCAACUUCCCGCAGCGGUUUUAUCAGCUCCGAAGAAGAUGAUAAUGGGAUCUACGGGAACUUUUCGAUGUUUUCCACAAUCAGUUGAGAAAUAUGGUGGAGAUUAUGAUGCAAAGAAGUUAUCAAAUGUAUGUGCAAAGAUUCAAUUAUUACCGAAAGAAGAAGCAAAUGAUAUUGAUGCUGUUGUACGAGAUGCACCGGAAGCUGGUAGAAGGCAACUUAGAGAGAUUUUGGGUUUAUCUCCGGACAAGGUGAAACCGAAUUCCGAUGAUAAAACAAAAACCUCCGUCCGAGAACGAAAAGAGACUGACGGAGAGCCUUCUGAAGAUAAUAAUACUCAAAAAGCUGCACCAAUUGCUAGUAAUCCACCUCCACCUCCACCACUUCCACCACCACCACCAUCAGUUGAGAAGAAGAAAUUGGAGCCACAGGAUCGAGAUAUUGCUGGAUCGAAAAUUAUCAAGAAGAAUUCUGAAUCAAGUACUUAUGGAGGAUCAGUUCGGCCAGUUUCUGCAGCAAAGGAUAUUGAGAAGCCAGCACCUCAGAGAAGUCUUCCGCCGUUGGUACCCAAUGCAGGAGGUUCUUCGUGGAAUAAUCAGAAUCGGCCAGAAUCACCUCGUUCAGCAUCAUAUGAAUCGAUGAAAAUGCCGCCAAGCUCAAUAGGUGGUUCAAUUGAAAUUGGCUCUUCAGCUCUAACCAAACUUCGUGCCACAUCUCCCUCACGACGUGGAACAAUUGAUGGAUCUACGACGACACUGGCAAAUAAUGAUUUAACUGCUGUAUGGAAACGACAAAAUGGCCAGCUGAUAAAUCCAUUUCGACCGGAAGAUUUUGCUGUUCAAGUUACCGCGAAUCGACGUCGCUGGAUUCAUGUUUUCCCGGUUGAUAGCUCUGGAAAAUCGAAACUUGCACAUCAUUUUGUAUCGGGGCAAAGUAUUGUGCACAUAGUUGGUGCACCGGAUGAGCAGAAGAAAAUUGUGGCUCCUUCAGAAAUUGGCUCAGUGGAUACAGUUUCAAUAAGCAAGAGCCCUGAACAACAAAGCAGCUCAUUAACAAGAUCAAGACGUGGAGCCAAUAUGGAAGAUGAUCGUAAACACUCUUCAAAAUCGAAUUCCGCUGGAAAUGCGAGUAAAAAGUACAAAGUAUGGGCAUGGGGAUCAACUGGAGAAGAGAAAUGGAAUGUUGAUAUGGAAAUUGGAACCGAUUGGAAAUCACUUGUCAGAUCUGCAUUACUUCCAAUUACAACUGAUUUCUUUCCCGAUGGACAAACAUUACAGACUCAAUUUAGAAUGAAUGAAUAUUCGAUUGAAGUUACAAAUAAAUCAUUGGAGGACUAUAGAAAUGGGUUGUAUGAGCAGGAUGAAUGUGCAAUUAUUGGAACUCCAUUUGAUUCGUUAGAAAUGAGCAAUAGUCAUCAUUCGGAUGUUCAAACUACCUUACAAACUCAAGUUAAAGAUCAAAGAUAUCGCCGGAUUCGAGAUCGAAACGAGAAGCCUACGAUGGCUCAACUAGUCUAUGAGCAACUUAUUCUACAGAGGUUACAGCGAGGAUAUCAGAUUGUGUUGCUUGAUAAGAGUUUGGUUGAAGUGAGCUGUGAAGCUGCAAAGAAACCAUCGAGCAGUCGACCAGACUUAUCAAGAAAACAAGUGACAAAAAGUGAAAAAGAACGAGUCGGCAGUGGUGGAUCGGAACGAAGUCGAAGUAAUCCACGAACAAUACAGAAUCCGGAGAUUGUUCUUUCAUUCAACAAGUUUUAUCAUAAAUUGGCAUUGGAAAAGGAUGUAGUACGGAUCACACUGUUCAGACCGAAAGCCGAGAAAUCGGAUGAAGUUGCCGGAUUUCCUGGAUGGUGUGAACGACCGUCGAUGCGAAAUGAGGAGAAUCUUGAUGAAGCUAUUCGACCAUUUAAGAAGAAUGCUCAUGAUGAUGAGCUCAAUUCGAGAUAUUUUAAUACUACUUAUAUGUAUUAUUUCCAGGUUCCGGAUGCAUCAACAUACGAAAAAAGUGCCACAAAACUGCGUCAUCAUGAUCUGGAUAAAUUGAAUUGGUCGGCAUUUGAUAGUGCAUUCAAGAAUAUAUUCUCUGAUAUUCUAUACACUGAAUCGAUGAAAUGUUUCUCAGCAUCAUUCCUGGUAGUCUUCCAUCCAACGGAUAUUCUCAAAACGAAAUUAAUCGAAAAACAAACCGAAGGAAAAGGAAUCGAAUUUCGUGAUCCAAAAGAAUUUGAAUCGCCGAAUGAAGCAUGGUAUUCUCGACUCACGAAACUCUUAUUAUUGAUGAAUAAACUACAGUAUCAGGGAAUGGUACCGGAUCCGAAUUCUCUUCAAGAUCGGCAGCAGAAAUGGAAGAAUAAACCACAAAAUUACAAAGCAAUUGUCGAAGAUUUCAAGAAAACUCCAUAUGUUGGCCUGAAAAACACAAAUGAGAAGCAAAUGAGUGUGGCUCAUCCGGCAAAUAUGUUUGUCGUCUAUGAUUUUGCACUUUGGCUCAGAUAUAAUGUGGAAGAAAUUAGCAAAUUCGAGAUAGCUGUGAAUCUAAUUCGGCGACUCGCGGAUUCAAAAUUUAUUCAGGUUAUCACUUCAAGUUCAGAAGGCAAAUACGGAUCGGAAUCGUCGUUAAACUCGAAGAAAAUGUUCAAAUUCAAAGCUGAAUAUGGAUUCCAACUGUGUUAUAUCUCGGAUCCUGACUUUCCCGAAAAUUCGAAAGUAUCGAGAUUCAUGAUGGUUGAAUAUAAAAAUAAGAUAUGUCAAGAAGAGGAAACUGAAUGUAAAUGGCAAUUACAAGGAGAUAUAGAUAUGGAAUUGGCACCACCAACUCCUGAUUCACCGCUUGGAGAAUGGACUCGGAUAACCUACGAUCACUGGUUCUACCCAGACACAGCAUUCCGAAUCACAAUGAAAUGGGUAAUGGGUACUGGACAAACAGUUGCUGAUACAGUACUCUCAUGGUUCAACAAAGCAAGUAAACAAGGAAUGUCACUAUAUCCAGUACCAGAAGAUCCAUUCGCUUUGGCACAAGAUACUCAUUCAAAUCCACUUCGAUGUCCAAUACGUAUUCAAUUGAAAGAGAAAGUAGUUGCACAUUCGGAUGAACGAGAAUUUCUUCUUAAAAUUCUAUUCCGAUUCGGAUUUAUUGAUAUUGGAUGUAAUGUGAAGCAUGAUUUCUCAUCACCUCGUACUGAUUCAUCAUCAUCUGAUCAUACAAAAGCACUAUCUUCUCCAUCUCCGACAUUACAAUUGGAAGGAGAUGAUGGAGAUUUGGAUGAUGUUACAAUAUCUAUGAAUUACAUUCAUCAGGCUGGUGGAAUGUUCAUUUCACUUGUUCUUUCUGAGAAUCCAAAUCGUCCACCGUUCUUCUACUGGGCAUGGAAUCAUUUGCUUAGUAAUCGAUAUAGAGGUCAAUGUUCUGAGAAGUUCCAAGAUUAUCUCUUAUCGGAAUUCCGAGCAGUGUGCUCCGACAAAAACGACACACUAACUCAACUUUAUUCGGAUUUCAAGAAAGAAAAACUACAAAAACCACGACCGGCGACUCCUCCGAAAUUUGAUUAAUUAGAUUUCAAGCAAUUCACCCUUUUUUCUCAAUAUGGCUUUUAUUCUCCCUUUCUUUUUCAUUCCAAAAAAAACUUUUCAUAUUAUGUUUUCCAUUCAUUUUUAAUGAAUCAUCCUAAUUCAGAUUUUAGCCAAUUUCAGUUUUACUAACCCCAAAAAUUUUUCUUCAGUUUUUUUAAAUUUAUUUUUAUACUUUUUCUUAGUGUAUUAAUUUAUUUUUAUCUCUUAUUACUCUCAUUCUAUGUUUUUUUGUUGCUUUAAACAUUUUCUAAGCAACCUUAUUUCCCCCCACACACCGGUCAGGACCGCCACCGCUAGAUUUUGAAUUUUAGUUGAUUUUUUUCUUUGAUUGUAUUAUAUGUUUUUCUCUUGUUAUUCUAUGUCUUAUUUUUUUCCGUAUUUUCGGGUGUUCUCAUCAUCGUCGCCCGUCGUAUUUCAUUCAGUAUUUUAUGUUUUCAUCGGUUUUUAUACAAUUUCAAACGGAUUUUUCACCCUUAUGAAAAGAUUAUUCAUGUUUU